GCUGUCAGUGUUGGAUGAGACGCGCUCUUCCAACGUGAGAAUCCAAGGAUUCAUCGCCAACAUUGAUGAGGAUGACCAACUUAUAUGGUUGUUGCUCACCAGAUUUGAAUCAUUUGUGUCACUAAUCUUGUUGCUUCGUCCGCCUCUCAUGGUCACAAGCCAUGGUAAAAGAACUUACGGAUGAGCAGCAGCAGCAACGACAAUGGCAACAAGAACGACUCCGACAGCAGCGGAAGACGAUAAAAAGUCUCUUCCCACCAACCCACCAACCUCCGUUCGGGAAAAUAAUGCCAUCGGUGUUUCCACUUUCGACCGGGGAUAAAUCCAACUAUAGUCCGACCCCCAAAAAGGGAUCCUCAUGGGAGCAAACCCCUUCCCCUUCCUCGCUCUCCUCUUAGUCUUCCGUUCUCUGCCUGCUGUUGCAGCAGCAGCUAGAGCGGAGCAGCCGUUCGUGGGCGUGAACAUUGGCACCGACGUGUCGAACCUGUUUCCGCCGGCGGACCUCGCCGCCUUCGUCGAGGCGCAGCAGAUCAAGCACGUCCGCCUCUACGACGCCGACCCGGGAAUCCUGUCGGCGCUGGCCGGUGCCGGCGUCUCCGUGGCCGUCGGCGUGCCCAAUAACCAGCUGCUCGCCCUGGGCUCCUCCCCGGCCACCGCCGCCGCCUGGGUCGCCCGCCACGUCGUCCCCUUCCACCCGGACACCCCCAUCUCGGCCGUGGCCGUGGGCGACGAGGUCCCCACCGCGCUGCCUUCGGUCCUCCCGCUCCUCCUCCCGGCCCUCCGCUCCCUCUCCGCCGCCCUCGCCGCCGCCAACCUCUCUUCCAUCCCGGUCUCCACCCCGCUGCCAUUUUCCGUCAUCCUCGACCCCUUCCCGCCCUCCCAGGCCUACUUCAACCAGUCGCUGGCCAACGGCUUCCUCACCUCCCUCCUGCGUUUCCUCAACGACACCGCCGCGCCGCUCAUGCUCAACCUCUACCCCUACUAUGCCUUCAUGCAGGGCCGCGGCGCCAUUCCCCUCGACAACGCCCUCUUCAAGCCCCUCCGCCCGGCCCUCGAGGAGGUCGACCCCAACACCCUCCUCCACUACACCAACGUGCUCGACGCCAUGAUCGACGCCGCCUACGUCGCCAUGCGCAACCUCAAUUUCACCAGCGUGCCCGUGCUCAUCACCGAGACCGGGUGGCCUGGCAAUGGCUCCCGCCGUGACGAGCCCUAUGCCACCCGGGAGCUCGCCAGCAUCUACAAUUCCAACGUCAUCCGCCACGUGCUCGACCGCGCCGGCACGCCGCUGCGCCCCGAGGCCACCCCCAGCGUCUACAUCUACGAGCUGUUCGACGAGGACCUGCGCCCGGGUCCGGCGUCGGAAGCCAGCUGGGGCCUCUUCUACGGCAACGGGACGCCGGUGUACCUGCUGCACGUGUCGGGGGCCGGGGGUUUCCUGGCCAACGACACCACGAACCGGACGUACUGCGUGGCGGCGGAGGGGGCGGACCGGCGGGGGCUGCAGGCGGCGCUGGACUGGGCGUGCGGGCCGGGGCGGGCCAACUGUUCGGAGAUACAGCCUGGGGAGAGCUGCUACGCGCCCAACGACGUGACAGGCCACGCCUCGUAUGCCUUCGACAGCUACUACCAGAAGGAGGGGAAGGCCGCCGGCUCCUGCUACUUCCAGGGCGUCGCCAUGGUCACCACCACCGACCCAAGUCAUGGGGAUUGCAUCUUUCCUGGAAGCAAGCAGAUGAAUGUUUCAGGAGCAGGGAUGAAUGCCACUCUAGCCAGUAAGGCCGGGAUACCCUCCGCACUGAGACUAAGAACUGGAAUAGAACAUGACCACAUUAUCCCCAUGAUCUUAAGCAUAAUGUUGGUGGUCUCUACCUUGUCAUGGAACCAUAUGUCUUGAUGCUGGCAGCAAUUAACUAAUAGGAUCUUUCGCAAACAUUUCGAGGGAGUCGAGGUGCGAUGUCCAUUCUCUAUGGAAAUUUUGUAAAAGCCCCUGAAUCGAUUUUCUUCAUUCCUUUUGUAAUAUUUGUUCUUUCCAUAAUAAAAUUUUGUUGUUCUUCUUUUCCUUCUA
Musa acuminata subsp. malaccensis (wild Malaysian banana) is the source of this 2068-nucleotide messenger RNA. Its product is annotated as glucan endo-1,3-beta-glucosidase 1. The record is from RefSeq and is a predicted model, not a curated record. Gene Ontology annotation, biological process: carbohydrate metabolic process. NCBI's taxonomy places the organism in Eukaryota, Viridiplantae, Streptophyta, Magnoliopsida, Zingiberales, Musaceae. Gene Ontology annotation, molecular function: hydrolase activity, hydrolyzing O-glycosyl compounds. Gene Ontology annotation, cellular component: plasma membrane.